AUCGGACCGAAGGAGACAUUCGAGAAGGUGGCUUAUCACCCGGAUUACGCUUUCUUCCCAUCCAUGCGCAAGCGUGGCAUGGGAAGUGAUUGAUGCCCGCGUGAUGUUACCUUUCGGAGGAACACCUGGGCGAGCACAACAUUUCACCCAUAUCCCUUCUCAGCGCUAUCUCCGAAUGUCCUUCCAACCAGAUGUAGAUCAGAUCAUUCAUACUUCGUCUUCAAGAUAUAAUCUUUGACGCCGUCAACUUCUAGCGACUGCGUUUAUCGCGAUCUAAACUUCCACGUCUUACAUGCGCUAGAACCUUUUCCUCUACAGAACUGUGAGCUCGGGAUAUCAAAGCUCAACAUGGCCACCCAAAAUCCGGGCGGCAACCUCGGUGGUCCGCCCAACAUUCCCGUCGCCGACGAGCCAGGUUCCGCCUCACGCAAAGCUUCCACCGCCGGAGCUGUCAACACCCAUGGUCACAACACAAUCUAUCUCGACACGAGCGUGACGUUCGAGGCGUACCAUUUCUGGGCCGAGCGCGCGCGCGAGGAAGAAAAGCACUUCGAAACGGUCGGAGCAACCACUCAGAUCAAAGAAGUAUUUUCGCGCGCCGAGAAAAAAAAGAAGCAACAGCAGCAGGCGAUUGACGCUGCGCCUACAAACGCUGUCGAAAAAUCCACCUCGUCGCCUAAUGCCGACAACGAAUCGGAUUCGCGCUUCGGAGUCACCACCAGCGAGUGGGAACAUGCAAACCGUGCCGCGCGCACCGCGACAUGGGUCUCCAUCUUCUACCUCAUCGCGACCGAUAUUCUCGGGCCCUAUUCUGUCCCAUGGUCACUAGCACAGAUGGGUCUCGGACCUGGCAUCACUUUAUAUGUGGUUUUCGCAGGUUUCGCGGCCUACUCAGGUUUCCAGCUUUGGUGGCAAUUCACCGGGCUCGACUCGCCCAAAUAUCCUCUGCGCAACUAUGGAGAUCUCGGAUUCCGUGUCUACGGAAAUUGGGCACGCCAGCUCAUCAAUGUGCUCCAGAGCUGCCAAUUCUUCCUCAACGUGACCUUGCUCAUCGUUAGUAAAGGACAGGGGUUGGCACAAAUGGCUCGAGGCGCGAACCGGCAAGGAUUUCUCUGCUUUGUGGUUGCUCAGCUCAUUUUCAUGCUGCUGGGCUUCUUACUUGGCCAGAUUCGGACGCUCCAGCGCCUUGGUUUCCUUGCCAAUGUGGCGGUGUGGUUGAACAUUUUUGUUAUCAUUAUGUCUAUGGUCGUCAUUCCUGUCUAUGGACCUAAUGAAGAAGCUGCAGCCGCCCAAUCUGGUGUGGCUAUCGGAGAGGCUAUCCGAGUUGCGAGUUACUGGCCAGAAGGCUCGGGUGUGACGGAUCGCAUUAAUGGUCUGAUGAAUGCGGUAUAUGCGUACGGUGGAGCCACGUUAUUUGUCGAGCUGAUGGCCGAGAUGAGACGACCAAUGGACUUCUACAAGGGUUUCAUCUGUGCGCAAGUCUUCAUUUUCGUCGUGUAUAUCACGAUGGGAAUUGUGGUCUACUCAUUCCAAGGCCAAUACACCUUCAACCCUGUAUAUCAGGGUAUCCCAAAUGCUGCAUACGCAUGGCAGACCGUCGGAAAUGCCGUCGUCUUGAUCAGUGGAUUGAUCGCUGCUUUAUUGUACGGAAACAUCGGUAUCAAGGUCUUCUACGCGGCCGUGCUCCGUGAUGUCUUCCGCUUCCCGCCGCUCGAAACCAGGACAGGAAAGAUCACCUGGAUCUUCAUGGUACCGAUUUACUGGGCCUGUGCCUUUGUCAUAGCCGCUGCCGUCCCACAAAUCAGCCAGCUUGGAGCAUUCGUCGGCGCCGCCUUCAUCCUCCAAUUCUCCUACACCUUCCCGCCGAUCCUGCAAGUCGGCUACAACGUCCAACGCGACGCCAUCCUCCCCGAAGAGGUCUUCGACCCGGCCACCGGCCAAUCCCGACGCGUCGAUGGUGGUCUCAGACGUAUUUUGCGCGGAUUCUCUAAGCAACUUUUCCGAAAUACGUUUGAUUCCUUGUAUUUCAUCUGUGCGCUUGCCACGGCCGGUUUGGGCAUGUAUGCAGCGAUCAUUGGCAUGACGGAGGGUUUUUCGAAGGGCACGGUGAGGAGUUUCUCUUGUCAAAGCCCAACGGGGAGUUAGAGGGUGCUUUUCUUUGGGAGGUUGGAUAAGAUGGGUGGUAGAUGGCAUUUUGGGAUAUAUGAUGAUGCGAUUUGAUAUCUUAUUAUUUACAUCCUUGGAUGAUUGCUCCUAUUCUUUAAAGAGAAAUCGUUCGUGCUCAACAACUUCACGAUCGCGGCAGUCCUCACACCAUGGCGACUACAUCAGCACUUUAAUUGAGCGGCGCGCUAAAGUAGCAUGGAGAGGAGGCAUGUGCCACUCCACGCCAACGAAAAUGGGAAUGACCGUAUUACUCUGCCUUGAAAUUCCUCUCAGACCGACAAUACCUAGGUAGUAAUCAAUCGAG
Dissoconium aciculare CBS 342.82 is the source of this 2470-nucleotide messenger RNA. RefSeq lists its product as uncharacterized. NCBI's taxonomy places the organism in Eukaryota, Fungi, Ascomycota, Dothideomycetes, Mycosphaerellales, Dissoconiaceae. Gene Ontology annotation, biological process: amino acid transmembrane transport. Bases 349 to 2145 code for a protein of 598 amino acids. The record is from RefSeq and is a predicted model, not a curated record. The transcript has 8 exons. Gene Ontology annotation, molecular function: amino acid transmembrane transporter activity. Gene Ontology annotation, cellular component: vacuolar membrane.